GCGCGCGCGCGCGCUCCAGGUGUGCUUACUAUCACAACGCGGAAGUGGACUGUCAACAACAGCACAGGGAUCCGCUGAACUCACUUGUCUUGUGUCAGACACGAUGACAGACAAUGACGGGCCCCGUUUCUGUCACAAAUGUUCCUAUGCGUGUUUCAAAUUCACCUUGUUCUUCUAUGCCGUCGUCUGGUGGUUAAUAGGGGGAUUUAUCCUGGCCAUUGGCAUCUAUGCUGAGGUGGAGAGACAGCGCUUUAAGACACUGGAGGGAGUGUUUUUGGCCCCAGCUAUAAUUCUGAUCAUCCUGGGAAUCAUCAUGUUUGUUGUUUCAUUCAUUGGAACUUUGGGUUCACUGAGGGAUAAUCUAACUAUGCUGAAAGUGUUCAUGUACUGUCUCUCAGUGUGUCUAUUCCUGGAGAUGCUGGGAGGAGCCUUGGCGCUCGUGUUCCGCAACCAGACGGUGGAAUUACUGAACAAGAACAUCAGAAAAGGCAUAGUGAACUACUAUGAUGACCUGGACUUCAAAAACAUCAUGGACCAUGUUCAAAAGCAGUUCAAGUGUUGUGGAGGUCAAGAGUUUACAGACUGGGGGGUCAACAUGUACCACAACUGUUCUGGACGUGGUCCAUUGGCUUGCGGUGUCCCAUAUACUUGCUGCGUUACUAAGAAUCCUAAAGAGGUGGCCAACACUAUGUGUGGGUACCAGGUGCUGGAUAAAGAGCGUUUGAGCUUGCUCGAUACCAUCUAUAUCAGAGGCUGCACUGAUGCUUUCUUCAUCUGGCUGAUGGACAACUACAGGAUUAUGGCUGGACUGCUGCUAGGGAUCCUACUGCCUCAGUGUUUGCCCAAGCUCUCACAGAUGGCAGGGCUUUAACAGGUGCAACUUGAGUUUCCACAUGUGUGAGUAACGGAAGCAUAUUUUAAAAAAUUAUCCAUAUUCAACAGCCUGUCUAAUUCAAGCAACUUCAGAUGACUAAGUGGGAAAAAAUGCAAAUUGCUUCACUUCAGGCACAUGUGACAACGCCAUCAGCACUGACAAAAUAAGCAGUGCAGUUUUAACAAAUGUACUGCAUGCUGCUCCAUGUCAUUUACAUUUGAUGUGUGUUUAGGCUGAACAGGCCGAGUUUAAAAUGAACAUUUUAGCCAAAAGAUUUCUGAAAUUGUCAGACUUUGAAAAAACAAACAAACGAUACUGUGACACCUGUAAACCCACAUUUUCUCACAUUAUGUAUUUACAUAUGUGUCAUUUUCCCUUUAUAUCCAUUUUUCUAACCAGAGUCAUUGGAGGAUGUAGGCAUGACGGACACGGGCUAUUUUUCAUUGCUUUAUCAUUUUUGCCUUCUUGCAUGUCAUUUCAAUUCAGGAUACAUUGAAAUCCAGUCUCACACACAGAGACAUACACUGGCAGUUGUGAAUGAUUGAAUGCAGAUGGUGCUGGGCUUCAGCUAGUCAUCCAGGCAUGAAGAUGGGAAGCUUCUCAUUUGCCCUUUUCAUGACACUUUGCUUAUUGCUUCACAGCACAGCUGACCUAAAAAAUUGACCUGGUCUGUCAUCUUGAAGGACUUCUCAAUUCCCCUAUUUCUGUUCUGAGGAGUGGAUUCACUCGACCAUCCUUUGCCAGAGUCGCUUACCAGACCAACAAAUUUCAUUUUUCACCAGAAGGAUUUUUCUUUUCAUUGUCAGUCAUUUUUACCUGUAUCAUCAAAGAGUUGUCUCAUCUUUUAGCAUAAACACCAUUUAAAAAAACUGUUUUGAUGAGGUUGACAAACCCCGUGUCAGAUAGAUCUUAACAUGUUUACACAAUUUCCACCUUCCCUAUAACAUGUUACUAUAUUAUUUCAACAAAUUCUGAGACUUCCAUCUCAUAACUUGAUCAGUUUACAAACAAAGCAGCAAAAAAUGCAAUUGCAAAUAAUUAAUAAAUAAUGAAAUGUUGUUGACUUAAUGUGCCUGAGCAGUACAGACUGUGGUUUGGCUCUUUCCUCAAUAUCAGUACAAAAUACAUGUUUUUAAUAAAUGUAGGGGUGCUUCAGGAAGCAACGAUAUGCAGAGGUAUUUUCGCGUUAACUUCUGUCCUGCUGCCGUGCUGGCAGUAAUAACUGUGCACCCUUCAGCACCUGCAGAGUGACAGUUCAUUCAGCUGUACCAUUGUCGUCAGAAAUUGCUGUCGAUUCAGAUCACGGUUCAGAGGAAAGGACGUUUCAUUUCUCUAAAAUGAUGUCUCCGUGAGUCGUCUUUCAUUUCAUAUCUUCCUCACAUCCUUCAUGACUAAGACACAAGUGAGGGAAACAUUCAAGGCAAAUGAGAAGCACCCAUGAUAGCCUCCCUUGCCUUCCUUCCUACACUUAGCUUCUCUCUCUGU
Monopterus albus (swamp eel) is the source of this 2359-nucleotide messenger RNA. RefSeq names its product tetraspanin 15 (gene tspan15). The coding region runs from base 104 to 871 and encodes 255 amino acids. Gene Ontology annotation, cellular component: plasma membrane. NCBI's taxonomy places the organism in Eukaryota, Metazoa, Chordata, Actinopteri, Synbranchiformes, Synbranchidae. The record is from RefSeq and is a predicted model, not a curated record. The transcript is spliced from 8 exons.